UUUCACGGUCUAUGGGAAAGGCAGCGUUCGUGAGGACACCCUGAUUUCCCAUCUUUAUCGUAGGUCCCAAACGCAUCUGAAGAAGAGAACGCUGGUUAAUAAUAGCUAGUUAGCGAUUGCGUAAAGAUGCAACUGGCUCUUAGUAAAACAUUUGGCCAGAAACCAGUUAAAUUUCAAUUAGAACCAGAUGGGGACUUUUACAUGGUUGGGUCUGAGGUUGGAAACUAUCUGCGCAUGUUCAGAGGCUCUCUGUAUAAAAGAUAUCCAUCUUUAUGGAGGAGGCUAGCCUCGGUGGAGGAGAGGAAGAAAAUCGUAGCAUCAUCACAUGCUACUAGUGUUACUCUGCUGAAGGCAUCAGAAUGUGAAGAGAUCUUCGAGGGUAAUGAUGAGAAGUACAAGGCGGUGUCCAUCAGCACAGAGCCCCCAGCUUACCUCAGGGAGCAGAAAGCAAAGAGGAGCAGUCAGUGGGUCCCCACGCUGCCCAACAGCUCUCACCAUUUAGAUGCUGUGCCUUGCUCCACCACCAUCAACCGUAACCGAAUGGGCCGUGACAAGAAGAGGACCUUCCCACUGUGCUUUGAUGACCACGACCCUGCAGUGAUCCAUGAGAAUGCAGCCCAGGUAGAAGCACUGGUUCCCAUUCGUCUAGACAUGGAAAUAGAUGGACAGAAAUUGCGUGAUGCCUUCACGUGGAACAUGAAUGAAAAACUGAUGACCCCAGAGAUGUUUGCAGAGAUUUUAUGUGAUGACUUGGACCUGAAUCCUCUGGCCUUUGUCCCCGCCAUUGCCUCAGCCAUUCGUCAGCAGAUUGAGUCCUACCCCACUGACAGUAUACUGGAAGAGCAGGCAGACCAGAGAGUCAUCAUCAAGCUGAACAUCCACGUGGGGAACAUUUCUUUGGUGGACCAAUUUGAGUGGGACAUGUCGGAGAGAGAGAAUUCACCGGAGUCAUUUGCACUGAAGCUGUGCUCUGAGCUGGGUCUGGGUGGAGAGUUUGUAACUACUAUCGCCUACAGCAUUCGUGGUCAGCUCAGCUGGCACCAGAGGACCUAUGCCUUCAGUGAGAACCCACUCCCGACAGUAGAGAUUGCCAUCCGCAACACAGGUGAUGCAGACCAGUGGUGCCCCCUCCUGGAGACCCUCACAGAUGCUGAAAUGGAGAAGAAGAUUCGAGACCAAGACAGGAACACAAGGCGUAUGAGACGACUGGCCAACACUGCUCCUUCCUGGUAGAAAGAGACAUGAAGCUGCAUGAGAUGACGUGUCCUCUGGAGACUCCUGGUACUCUGAAAUGAUCACGAAAUACACACAAAGUCUCUCUCACACACACACACACACACAGAUGUUCCUGUAAGCAUGACUGCACUCACAGACACGUUGGCAGUCUCCAUGGACACCUCACUGUCUUAACACAACACACAAAUCCAGGCAUUCCUCUGCACACACAGUAUGCCGUCAUUAUGUUUCACCUUGCCUUCAGCACAUCAGUCAUAGCAACAGUUCAAAUCUAACCCUAACUAAAAGUUCCACACACCACACCAUGUAACAUUCACACUGUGCAUGUUAAGUCAAAACACUUGGCAUUACAGUACGAUGACUGAUUGUAAUGUAUCUGUAUGAAUACAAUAUGGACAUUUUUUGUAUAACAUCAUCAGGGCAACUCUUACAACAAUCAUUUUAAAUUAUUCAGACCUGUAUUACAUCUGUAACAGAGGUUUGUCAUUCCCCUGUGUACUAUGGUGAAAAUCCCAGUUGAAAUGACAAAAUGAUCUAUGAUUGAGCAGUCAAAUUUACAUUAGACUGGCUUAAUCAACAUGUAGUACUGCACUAUAGGUGUUUUUCGUCAUUGUCACAGUAAUAUUAAGGAUUAAUAUUAAUGACACCUGUGUUUUCCAGAUGUGACAAUCAAAGGCCCAAUUGACACAAAAUCUCUUAUUUGAAGACACAUUUACAUUCAGCCACAUACAGACAGGUGACAAAUUAAAGAAGAAAACAACAUAAAGUGUCUUAGUUAGGUGUUCUUCCAAAAGAAGAUGGUGCUUUGAUGGUUGGUGAUAUGGAGCCCUGUCUAACACGUCAGUCCUAAAUAUACCAUAGGUGUUCAAUUGGUUUGAGAUCAGGGGACUGCAAAGGCCAAUGAUUCACAUAAUUUUCAUACUCCGCAACCAUUCAGUGACCCCUCGUGCCCUAUGGAUAGUGAUAUUGUGAUCUUGUAAGAGACCACUGCCAUUAGGAUAGAAAUGUUUCACCAUAGGAUAAAGAUGGUCUCUCAGAACAACUUUGUAUUGAUUUGCAUGACCCUUCCCUCUAGGGGACAAGUCGACACAAAUCAUGCCAGCCAAAUGUCCACUACAGCAUAACUGAGCCACCAGAUCCGCUCACUGUAGGGGUCAAGCAUUCAGACUUUAUCAUUCUUUUGGUGUACGCCACACAUGAACUUGUCCACUUGUCGAAAAUAUGAUGAAGGAUGAUUCAUCUGACCAAAUAAUUUUUUUCCACAUAUCUGUCUGGUUUUUACACCACUGAACUUUCAAAUGUGCAUUCAUCUUUGUAAUGAGAGGUAUGCAAUGCAUCUCUAUGUAAUUGUAAAGGGACUUUUCUUGCUGACACAGAUCACAUCACAUCUGAUCACAUCUUGCAUUGACAUUCACAGUCACCUUAGGAAGAAUUGCUCUUCUUUUUUUCUUUACAUUUUGCACUAAUGCACGAGCAUCACGAUCAUCAAAUGUCUUUUUCUGACCCUAUUUACUGAUGUCUUUCCCGUAGAUCAAAAUGUACUUUAAAUCACUGUUCCUUUUGAAACACUAACCAGUUGAACGGUCUUUGUGACUGAAGCUCCUGCCAUCCAUGUCCCAACAAUGAACCUUCUUUCAAAGUUACUUAUGCUGCGUUCAGACUGCAGGCCUUAAUGCUCAAUUACGAAUUUUUUUCAGAUCCGAUUUUAUUUAUGUCACCCGCAUCAGACUCAAGUACUGGGCACAGCCUGAAAGUGACCCACAUGCUCAAAUGAGUAAUACAGCGUCACGCAUCGCACCCCGUUUUAAUGCUCAUCAAAAUAAACCCAUGGAUGUAUUAAGAGAACCAAAGAGAUGUAAAUAUUAUGUAGUGCUCCCAACUACCGCUAGCUACUAGCCGAUAGCCGGCAGUUUGGGAACAGAGACGUUAACAACAUUAUAUCCACGCUACACUUUACAGCAUACAGUCCUCGGAUGUAUUGUAAGAUAAUACAAAUGAUGAAUUACAGCCAUAUAUCCCUGAUUACAGCUACAGGAACUGGGGUGAACCGUCAUGAGCCUGCAGAGUAGUCCCAUGGGUCUGCUCACGUUAAUUUUGUGCGUGCAUUAUGCCUAUCUGGAUUUGGCUAUUAUUGCAUGUUACAACUUUUAAAACAUAAUGAUUUAAAUGAGGACUAUUUAAGUGUUAGUACUGGUAAGUUGAUGUAACUCAAAAACAUUUAUUCACUGAUAUAUAGAUGUGUCUUUUGCCAUAUAAAGUUUAUGGGGAAGUCGCAUGAAUUCCGAUCUGUCUGUCCAGACUCGCUUCACAUUUUUUAAAAUAUCCAACCUGGAACAGAUUUGAAAUCAGAACUGGAAAAGUUUGGAUGCCAUGUGAGUUGGGCUGUUUAAACUGUCGGAUAAUUGGAUUUGGGUCACUUUUGCCUGCAGGCUGAACGUAGCCUUACAUCUUUUACUCUUGCCAGCUUGAUACAAAAUCAGAAUCGACUGGGCCUGGUCAUCAUUUUAUACAAGCCACAGAGCAUGGCCGGAGGUUACUUGCUUAAUUGUACCAUGGUGUGUACCUGCUUCUGCAUUCAUUAUGUUUGCCUACUCACUUAUUCAGGUUUGUCCUUUUAUUCAGGUUUGUCCUUUAAUUUGUCACCUGUGUGUAUAUGCGCCUCUGUUGGGCAGAUCUCCAAUCUGUUUGCAAUCCAUCUUUGUUUUCUCGGCUACAUGUAAAUCAGGUUCAGCCCUUCUCCAGUCCAGAAGUAGGUAAUGCAACUGAAGCUGACUGGUGACUGCUAAAAAUGCCAGAAGAAGAAUAUCUUCUGCCCUUUAGCAGUUUGGUUACAAUAGUUUAGCUAGCAAUGGCUAACAACUAUCCAUAAGCUAUCACAAACAUAUGAAUGAAUGUUACGUAUGAACUAUGAGCGAGAUAAAGGUUUUUUAUCGUAUUCAUGACUCGUGCCGCUCCCCCACCCCAAUCAGAUAAAUGCUGUCUCACCCACACAAAUCAUUUAGUGAUUGAACUGAUUAGGGAUCAGAUCAACUUUACAGUAUCUUGGUGCACCUUGUAUUUUAUCGUGUGUGGAGAAAUGGCUGGAGCUGUUUUGCUUUUGCUUUUCAGCAUCAUGUUAGUGUAACUUCAGCUGCUAUUAUUACAAAGACAGAGGAGACAUACUGUUGAUAUAAUAUAAAAAUAAGACAAUAAAUGAAUAUAUCCACAGACUGCUUACUGACAUAAGUAUACUAUUGGAGGAGUAAAGAUUACGGAUGUGUCUUGGAGAGAUGGAUUAAUUGUUUGUUGAUCCAUAUUCUCAUAUGCAACAUUGGUUUAAAUGUUUUCCACAGCAGACAAAAGAGCAGAAAUGGGCGUGGCACCACUAGUUGCCAGUUGUAUUUUUUCACCCUCUGUUUAACCGUUAUGUAGAAAAAUAGCAAAAACUAUAUUAUUGGCUGUUGUUUCAGACGAAUGGACAGCGCUGUUUGUUGUGUUUUAAGGCGUGGGUGUAGGACCAGCGCUGUCCAUCUGAAACAGAGCUCAAUAGACAGACUGACAGAACACAUCACUUAGUUUAAGCCUGCUUGCUUGGUGGUUUCAAAUGGAACUUUCGGCCCUAAUUAAAUUUUCCCUCCAUUUUAGCAAUCCACAGAAGGAAAAUGACAGGGUAGUGAAGGGACAGUCAACAAGAGAGAAAGAGGGGGGCAAGCCGCAAACGGCUGUUUUUACGCUCGUAUGAUUCGUUCAUAGAUUCAAAAAAUAUUUAGCGCUCUGCUAGUACUACAUUCUGAAGUGAGUAAUAGGUGUAUUCCAAAAUAGGCUAUAUAUAAUGAUUUAUUAGGAGAAACCAAGUAAUUCCAUAUAAAAUCAAACAUUCAGCACCCCCAUAUAGCCCAGAUGGAAUGAUCCUUGUUUUUAUAACCAAAUUUUCCAACACUGCAACAAUUUGAAAGUGAGAUUCGCAGUUGAAUCGGGCUCCUUCGAUUAAAUAGUCACCUAUUCGGUGGGACCCCCAGACUAUACAAAUAAAACUGGCCUUGCACAUCAAACUUUUGUCAGUGGAUGAUACAUCAGAAAUAGUACAUAAUGCCGCUAUGUGUAGGGUUUGAACAUUUCUGACUUUAGUGACUGAUAGCGGGAGGACCCAGAAACCUAGAGAAUAAAAGUCCCAAUUUUCAUUAUGAUAGUGUGAAUUGGUAAGCAAACUUUCCUACAAACAAACUCUUAUGCUAUCAGAAUUAUUUGGAAGAUAAAAUAAUCUGACUCAGUAAAUCCUACAUAUUUAUAGGGGCUUUAAUACAUGUUAGUGUGCCACAUCAAAGUGUUUUGGCUACUUAGGUAUACUGUGGCUGAUGUUAGUGUUUUUUA
Molecule: messenger RNA, 5586 nt
Organism: Perca flavescens (yellow perch)
Lineage: Eukaryota; Metazoa; Chordata; Actinopteri; Perciformes; Percidae
Product: SWI/SNF-related matrix-associated actin-dependent regulator of chromatin subfamily B member 1
Exons: 9
Coding region: 127-1233 (368 amino acids)
Biological process (GO): chromatin remodeling
Cellular component (GO): nuclear chromosome
Source: RefSeq, a predicted model, not a curated record